AUGUAUUUUCUCUGUGGGAGCAUUGUGGAUGCUAAGAACAUCUUUUAUCAGCUUGAUUUGCAAUAUACUUUGCCUUGGAACUGGAUGAUUAGAGGGUUCACUAUGAUGGGUUACUUUGAGUUUGCCUUGCUGUUUUACUUCAAGAUGUUGGGUUCUGGAAUUUCACCUGACAAGUACACUUUUCCAAGUGUAAUUAAAGCUUGUGGUGGUGUGAAUAAUGUAAGAUUGGGUAAAGCAAUCUAUGAUACCAUCCAGUUUAUGGGUUUUGGAGUGGAUAUAUUUGUGGGUAGUUCUUUGAUUCAAUUGUAUAUGGGCAAUGGUUGUAUCCAUGAUGCAUGGUGCUUGUUUGUUGAAAUGCCUCACAAAGAUUGUGUUUUAUGGAAUGUCAUGCUUCAUGGUUAUGUUAAAAAUGGAGAAUCGAAGAAUGCUGUUGGAAUGUUCUUGGAAAUGAGAAAUAGUGAAAUUAAGCCCAAUGCAGUGACAUUCGCUUGCAUUUUGUCUGUUUGUGCCUCAGAAGCUAUGAUUGGUUUUGGUACUCAGCUUCAUGGGCUAAUUGUUGCUUGUGGGUUGGAGUUGGAUUCUCCAGUGGCUAAUACAUUGUUAGCAAUGAAUGUGGAUAUGGCACACAAAAUUUUCAACCAAAGCACCAGAACUGAUGUUGUCAUGUGCACUGCUAUGAUUUCAGGGCUCGUUCUCAAUGGGAUGAAUAAUGAUGCAUUGGAAAUUUUUAGAUGGUUACUUAAAGAGAAAAUGCGACCGAAUUCUCUAACCUUGGCAAGUGUUUUACCAGCUUGUGCUGGUUUGGUUGCUCUGAAAUUGGGAAAGGAAUUGCAUGGAAACAUCCUCAAGCAUGGGCUUGACGGAAGGCUUCAUCUGGGAAGUGCGCUUACAGACAUGUAUGCAAAAUCUGGAAGAUUGGAUCUUGUUCAUCAAGUUUUUGAAAGAAUGUUUGAAAGGGACACCAUUUGUUGGAACUCAAUGAUAACAAGCUAUUCCCAGAAUGGCAAGCCAGAAGAGGCCAUUGAUAUAUUUCGUCAAAUGGGGAUGGCAGGUGCCAAGUAUGACUGUGUAAGCAUUUCAGCUGCUCUUUCUGCUUGUGCAAACUUACCGGCACUUCAUUAUGGGAAAGAGAUUCAUGGUUUCAUGAUUAGAAGUGCAUUUAGGUCUGAUCUGUUUGCUGAGAGUGCACUGAUAGACGUGUAUGCCAAAUGUGGAAACUUAUUUCUUGCUCGCAGUGUGUUUGACAUGAUGGAAGAGAAGAAUGAAGUUUCCUGGAACAGCAUUAUUUCUGCUUAUGGGAGUCACGGUUGCCUUCAGGACUCUCUUGUCCUGUUUCAUGAAAUGUUGGGUAAUGGGAUCCUGCUUGAUCAUGUCACCUUUCUUGGUAUAUUAUCUGCUUGUGGCCAUGCAGGCCAAGUUGAUGAUGGAAUUUUCUACUUCCGUUGCAUGAUUGAGGAAUAUGGGAUCCCAGCUAGGUUGGAGCAUUGUGCUUGCAUGGUAGAUCUAUUUGGGCGUGCUGGACGUUUAAGUGAAGCAUUUGAAACAAUAAAGAGUAUGCCAUUCUCCCCAGAUUCUGGUGUCUGGGGAACAUUGCUUGGAGCUUGUCGGGUCCAUGGCAAUGUUGAGCUUGCUGAAGAGGCAUCAAGACAUCUUUUUGACUUAGAACCCCAAAAUUCUGGGUAUUACAUACUACUCUCAAAUAUACAUGCUGAUGCUGGAAAAUGGGGGAGUGUGCUUAAGGUUAGAAGUUUGAUGAAGGAAAGAGGAGUUCAGAAGGUUCCUGGGUACAGUUGGAUCGAGGUUAACAACAACACUCAUAUGUUUGUUGCAGCAGAUGGAAGUCACCCACAGUCUGCUCAGAUAUAUUCAAUGCUCAAGAGUCUUCUUCUUGAACUGCGAAAAGAGGGUUAUAAUCCUCAACCCUGUCUUCCUACACAUCCACAAACAUCGGGGAUGUAA
Molecule: messenger RNA, 1959 nt
Organism: Prunus mume (Japanese apricot)
Lineage: Eukaryota; Viridiplantae; Streptophyta; Magnoliopsida; Rosales; Rosaceae
Source: RefSeq, a predicted model, not a curated record